UCCAAAACUACGAAACACCAUCGAUCUACGGCUUAGCGCCAUCUCAGGGCAGACAGUCACAAUGAUUCAACUCAAGACGAUGCUCAACUGCAUCGACAACUCCGGCGCCGCCGUGGUCGAGUGCGUCCAGGUCUUGAAGAAGAAGCGCCCCGCCACUGUUGGCGACCGCAUCGUCGUGGUCGUUCAGAAGCAACGCAGUUUCGGUGCCGACUCUACAGGAAACUCCGGUAUCGCCAACAAAGUCCGUCGUGGUGACAUCCGCCACGCCGUCGUUGUCCGCGCUAGAAAGGAAUUGCAGCGCCCCGAUGGUUCGAUCGUCAAGUUCGAUGAUAAUGCAUGUGUCCUGAUCAACAAGGCCGGCGAGCCCAUUGGAACCAGAAUGAACGGUGUCGUGGCUACGGAAUUACGAGGAAGACAGUGGUCGAAAAUUUUGUCAUUGGCACCCAUGCAUGUGUAAAUUAUACCUCCCCCAAGCGAAUUGUCCUUUUUCACUUAAAUAGCUUGUAUCAAUCAACGGUUUGCAUCUCCUUCUAUCAAGAUUCU
Messenger RNA from Aspergillus saccharolyticus JOP 1030-1, 543 nucleotides. RefSeq names its product mitochondrial 54S ribosomal protein uL14m. The record is from RefSeq and is a predicted model, not a curated record. The coding region runs from base 62 to 457 and encodes 131 amino acids. Gene Ontology annotation, biological process: translation. NCBI's taxonomy places the organism in Eukaryota, Fungi, Ascomycota, Eurotiomycetes, Eurotiales, Aspergillaceae. Gene Ontology annotation, cellular component: mitochondrial large ribosomal subunit; ribosome. The transcript has 4 exons. Gene Ontology annotation, molecular function: large ribosomal subunit rRNA binding; structural constituent of ribosome.